AGCAGUGGAGGUCUCAGACACUGUGGAGGUGCUGUGCAGACACAGGACGUCUCCAGGGAGAGAGUGGAGCUGUGUGCCCAACACAAGAGCAGUAGAUAUGAAACUCCCCCUGCUCCUGUCCCUUCUCCUGCUGGGGAGAGUUGCUGCCCUUCAUCUGGAGAAUGAUGCAGCCCCUCUGGAGAGCCUGAACACACAGUCAGACUUGAGCCAACAUCUGGAAGGUUCAGGGGAGCAAGAGGGAGAGUUGGCGCUGCCUGACAAGGAGAUUCAGACAGAGGAGGACAUGGUCAAUGCUUCCGACCAUCCAGACAACCUUGAAGCUGAAGAGGAGGACUUGGAGUCAGAUGCAGCUGCCCUAGAGGAGGACUUGCAGUGCCCCCUGGAAGAGGACGUGGUUCACCACCCAGGCAACCCUAAGUGCAAGACCUGCCCCCGCUACCUGUUGGUGCGGAACGCCAAGACAUUUAAAAGGGCUCAGAACAUCUGUAGGUGGUGCUACCGGGGCAAUCUCGUCUCCAUCCACAGCUACAGAUUCAACUAUCGACUCCAGGUCUUGACCAGAAGGAUCAACCAAGGUCAGAUCUGGAUUGGAGGCACCAUCAGGGGCCGGUUCUCUUGCAAAAGAUUUCGCUGGACUGAUGGGAGCAGAUGGAAUUUUGGAUUCUGGGCUGCAGGACAGCCAAGGUCUGGGAAAGGCCACUGCAUAGCCAUGUGCACCAAAGGGGGCCGCUGGAGACGAGUUACGUGCAGGAGGCGCCUGCCCUUCAUCUGCUCCUUCUAAGCCGGGGCACAGAGAUGAUCCUGGACCCUCCUUCUCCCACCCUCCUGGCCGCUGCUGGCCACAGGACCACUCCCUCUGCCCCUCCUGCUCAUAAAUCCAAACGUCUCACAGCA
Messenger RNA from Condylura cristata (star-nosed mole), 894 nucleotides. RefSeq names its product proteoglycan 3 (gene PRG3). Bases 98 to 781 code for a protein of 227 amino acids. Gene Ontology annotation, molecular function: signaling receptor activity. Gene Ontology annotation, biological process: immune response. The transcript has 6 exons. NCBI's taxonomy places the organism in Eukaryota, Metazoa, Chordata, Mammalia, Eulipotyphla, Talpidae. The record is from RefSeq and is a predicted model, not a curated record.